Aedes aegypti (yellow fever mosquito) is the source of this 2528-nucleotide messenger RNA. RefSeq names its product glutamate receptor ionotropic, kainate 2 (gene Ir76b). Lineage: Eukaryota; Metazoa; Arthropoda; Insecta; Diptera; Culicidae. The transcript has 6 exons. Bases 333 to 2165 code for a protein of 610 amino acids. Gene Ontology annotation, cellular component: membrane. Gene Ontology annotation, molecular function: glutamate-gated receptor activity. The record is from RefSeq and is a predicted model, not a curated record.
GGGCAUUUGGCCAGCACAUCAACGCCACCCAUCAGUUCCUUGUGGACCUUUGAUUGAUACGGACGCGAACCGGAAAGCAAAGAAGCACAUCACGCAAACAGGACACGAACCCUGCUUUUAGUUGCGCGCGGUGCCUCGUACAAAUUUAGUUGUCGAAAUUUUUAGUUUCCGUUUCUUUCAUUUCCGCCGAACCGCCAAACUUGUUUCCUACUCAUUUCAAAAAAAAAAAUAGUGAUUCAAACACGAUUCUGAAACUUAAGGAUUUCAACCUGGAGUACAAAUUUUCUGGAGAAUACAAAAAAUGUCCCACUCAAGUGCCAUUGUUCUCAACCAUGAGUGCCAGUGAAUCGAAAUCGAAGGGCAAAGUUGUUAGUGUAAAGAAAUCUAUCUGUUUCCGGUGGCCCUUUCGGCUGCUUUUUGCCUUACUAUGUUUCAAUCUGCUGGCAACGGUUGUGGAAGCGGACGUGCCGGUCGUCCAGCCGGAACGGUUCAACCGACCACGAUCGAAAGAUCCCAUCAGUGCCGGAUUCUACCAGAGCGAAGAAAAGAACAGCCAGGAUGUCAAGGACGCCUUCAUGGAACAGUUGGCUAACGAGCUGAAGGGACGGAUGCUCAAGGUGACCACACUGGAGGACUGGCCGCUGAGUUACACCGAACGUCAGAAUGGUACUCUGGUCGGACGCGGUGUGGCCUUUGAACUACUAGAGUUCCUGAUGGAAAAGUUCAAAUUCAACUACACACUGGUCAUGCCGGAGCACAACAUCGUCGGAUCAACCAAGGAUAUGGAAGGAAGCAUCAUCGAACUGCUGGCCACCGAGAAGGCGGAUAUUGCUGUGGCUUUCCUGCCAAUCCUUGCUGAUGCCCGACAGUACAUUCUCUACUCGGCCGGUCUAGACGAAGGCGAAUGGAUGAUGAUUAUGGUGCGCCCAAUGGAAUCCGCUAGUGGCUCUGGCUUGUUGGCUCCUUUCAAUCGGGACGUGUGGAUUUUGAUCCUGGUAUCGCUGCUGGCCGUUGGUCCAAUCAUCUACGGAAUGCUGAUUGUGCGGUACAAAAUGACCAAAGACAAGGAACAGGUGCUGUACACAUUGCCUCACUGCGUUUGGUUCGUCUACGGUGCGCUGAUGAAACAAGGAAGCACCCUAUCGCCAACGGGAGAUUCAACGCGCAUCCUUUUCGCCAGUUGGUGGAUUUUCAUAACCAUACUCACCUCGUUCUACACGGCCAAUUUGACUGCUUUCCUGACGCUGUCCAAGUUCACGCUGCCCAUCAACAAUGCCGAAGAUGUCCGCAAAAAGGAAAAACAAUUUGUCACCAUCCGGGGCAACGCCAUCGAGUAUGCCAUCAAGAACAGCGACGAGACCCUGAACUCGUUGAGUUUUUUGGUGGACAAACACUUGGUGGAGUUCACAACCAACCUGAACGAUAGCGACAUCCUGAUGACAACGGUGUCCAAGAAAAACUACGUCUACGUACGGGAUCGACCGGCCAUCGAACAUCUGGUUUACAAAGACUACCUCGUUCGGCGCAAGGUGAACCCCAUCAACGAACGUAGCCAUUGUCCGUUUGCAACGGCUACAACACCUUUCCUGAAACGGGUUCGCGCCUUUGCCUAUCCCAAUACCACACGCUGGAACACGCUAUUUGAUCCACAACUACUCAACAUGGUCGAAGGAGGCUUGGUGAAAUUCAAGCUUCUGGAGAAUCUACCCAAGGCCGAGAUCUGUCCGCAGAACUUAGGAGGCACUGAGCGUCAGCUGAAGAAUCGGGACUUGGUCAUGACAUACUUGGUGAUGUUGACCGGCUUUGCCACGGCAAUUGCUGUAUUCGUUUCGGAGAUGUUCUUCCGCAUCCUGAACGAGCGCAAACUGAACAAAGAACAGUCGGAAGCUGCCCGGAACCGUGGCACCGAUGGAGUUACCUAUGUGAAUGCAAAGGCCAUGGGUUAUGGCGAUUCACCGCCGCCGCCGUAUGCGGAGAUUUUCAGCCGCCAUGCUAGCGGUGGAAGCAUGUUUGGAAGCAGUAUUGACAGUGGUAGCGGUGCAUCACGGAGGAUGAUCAACGGCAGGGAUUACAUGGUCGUCAAGGAGCGAAAUGGGAUCGGUUCGCAGCUCAUACCAAUUCGGGCGCCGUCAGCUGCAAUUUUUCAGUACACUUAUACGAAUUAAGGUGACUUUGGAAAGUAGCCCCACUUUUUUGGUAUAGGUAUUGUUCAGCAUCAAUCAUAAAUAGUUAACCUUCAAGAGUCGCUGUUACAUGACUCGAUAUCAUGUAACGGUUGUCGAUGGAAAGUAUGCAAAGUGCUGUUUGUCUGUUUUAGAGUUAAAAUUUCAUAGUUACUAUGAUGGUCCUCUCUCAAAUAAGUUUCCAAAACAUUUAUAUAGAUCUAGAGUUUUAGUAAAUGUAGAUUUUCGUUAUCUAUCCAGACCAGUACCGGAGAUUUCAUUUUAAAUCUUUUUAUUUGGCAUAGCACACUGUAUUACACUUAUCUAAAUAUGGAACGAAAAAUUGCAGUGACUUAGGGACCAUUG